Molecule: messenger RNA, 1038 nt
Organism: Rhizophagus irregularis DAOM 181602=DAOM 197198
Lineage: Eukaryota; Fungi; Glomeromycota; Glomeromycetes; Glomerales; Glomeraceae
Source: RefSeq, a predicted model, not a curated record
AUGAAUCAAACAGACUCCUUAAUGAUGCCGCUUUUCAGAAGAAAAGAUCUUAUCAAAAUAAGCAGAAUUAAUCAUCAUUCAAUAUUAACUACAAAACUUCACAGAAACAGUCAAGUUAUAACAGAAAGUAUAAGAACAAUAAUAAUUCCUAAAGAGGAAAAUCACAGAAGUUGGAAAACUUCAAUCAAGGUGGACAGUCACUCCGCCAGAGUUAAAUCAUAUCACUUUCCCUACAAAGAUUGCUGGAAGACUGACACAAUUCAGACAUUAAUAGGAACUAGACUUUGGAUUAUCCUGAAAGACAAGCUUGGUAUCACAAGGAUACUUUCCAGAAUGGCUACAUCCACUGCCAUUAGAUAUUGUUCCGUUAUCCUACAAAGAUCACAACAAUUUGAAUCUAACAGAAUUUUCUCAAGAAAUACAGAAACUUCUAGAUUCAGGUGCGAUCUGAGAACUAGACCCACAGACACCUUGUUUUAUUUCAAAUAUUUUUAUAGUUUCGAAAAAAAUGGGAAAGCUCAGACCUGUUAUCGAUCUUCACAAUCUCAACCAAUAUGUUACCUAUCAACACUUCAAAAUGAAGAAUUUAGAUUUAAUCAAGUUAUUAAAACAAUACUAUUUUACAUGUCUACCUUUUGGCUUAAUGACAAGUUCUCGAAUCUUUACGAAGAUUCUGAAACCGAUUAUAAAGAUGGCGAGAGCAAGAGGGAUACAGAAAUCUUGGCUCACACCUUGUCAAAGGAUAGACUUUCUAGGCUUCCAGAUAAAUUCAAAAUCAAUGAGCCUGAAACUUUCAAGACAAAUGUAUUAUUAUCAGGUAAAAAGCAAAGAUCAUUCAAGACUACUGGGGUCACUAAAAAAAUUUCUAAUCAAGCAACCAAUUCUGACAAUUCUGAAAAUAUGGAUGACUCAGAACUUUCUAGCAGACAAAUCCAACACCUUAUAUGUGAGAAAUGCUUUGAAGAGAUUUCUAUAAAAUUUACGAAAAAUAUGUCUUUUUGUCAUGUAAACAUGCUAUGCACUAUAACUGCCCUAUAA